This is a messenger RNA of Entamoeba invadens IP1, 885 nucleotides long. Its product is annotated as eukaryotic peptide chain release factor GTP-binding subunit, putative. Gene Ontology annotation, biological process: translation. The transcript has a single exon. Lineage: Eukaryota; Evosea; Mastigamoebida; Endamoebidae. Bases 1 to 885 code for a protein of 294 amino acids. Gene Ontology annotation, molecular function: translation release factor activity; GTPase activity; GTP binding. The record is from RefSeq and is a predicted model, not a curated record. Gene Ontology annotation, cellular component: translation release factor complex.
AUGUCCGGAAUAAGCUUGAAUUUGGGUGCAAGGAGCUUUGUGCCGAAGAAGAAGAAACCCGAGGAGGAGAAGCCUGCUCCCAUCGACGACGAGUUAAAGCAAGAGAUUGAGAAAGUUGAAGAGGAGGCCUCGGAAGGCCCGAUUAAAGAAUCUGCGAACAUCAUUUUUGUCGGUCAUGUUGAUGCGGGGAAGUCGACGACGUCGGGGAACAUAUUGUUCCAAGCUGGUACGAUCGAGCAGCGGAUCAUAGAUAAAUACGAGAAGGAGGCGAAGGAUAACCAACGUGAGUCGUGGUGGUUAGCGUACAUUAUGGAUCAGAUCGAAGAAGAGAAGUCGAAAGGGAAGACCAUAGAUGUCGGUCGUGCGUUAUUUGAAACUGAGAAGCGCCGAUAUACCAUUCUCGAUGCCCCAGGCCAUCGUUCAUUUGUACCAAAUAUGAUUUCAGCUGCUGCACAAGCUGAUAUAGCUGUCUUAAUCAUAUCGGCACGAAAGGGGGAGUUUGAGACUGGAUUUGAUAAAGGUGGACAAACUAAAGAACACUCGCAAUUGUGUCGAACGGCUGGUGUGAAAACAGUUGUGAUGGCGGUCAACAAAAUGGACGACAAGACAGUCAAUUGGGACAAAGCCCGUUACGAUGAAAUUAUCGGGAAAGUGAAACCCUACUUGAAACAGUGUGGGUUCACCGAUUGUUACUCACUCCCAAUUUCCGGAUUCAGUGGGUUGAACUUAAUGAAGCGUGUAGACAAAUCGGCAUGUCCCUGGUAUGAUGGGCCGAGUUUGGUGGAGUUGUUGGAUAGCAUCAAAUUAGUCUUAGGCAAUCCAAAAGGUCCGAUUCGUAUGCCGAUCAUCGACAAAUCAAAGACGGGAAAGGGCGAUCCGUUGUGA